Molecule: messenger RNA, 3328 nt
Organism: Andrographis paniculata
Lineage: Eukaryota; Viridiplantae; Streptophyta; Magnoliopsida; Lamiales; Acanthaceae
Exons: 2
Coding region: 773-3328 (851 amino acids)
Source: RefSeq, a predicted model, not a curated record
UCCUCCAAAUCAAUUCUUUUCCAUCCGCAGACCCCAAUCGACGGUGCCCCUUCACCAUCUACUCAUUUUCCUCUCACCACCGUCCAAUCGCCGGUAACACUUCUCCCGAAUGGCGCUGUACUGCCACUCCUCCUUGCCAUCGCUUCUGCCUCUGCCCAAACCCGACGCCGCACCACCCCCAGCCACCGUGGAUCGGCGCCCAAACCAUCUCCGUUCUGCCAUUGCUGGUCGCCGUGACUACAGCCUCUUCAUCCCCAUCUUCUCCUGGACCGAGCUAAGGCUGCCACAAACCACCACCCAAAUCAAUGCGCGCCUCCGCUUCUCAGUCUCGACCGCCAUGGCCGCACCUUCGCCCAGCCCAGCAACUCCAACCGACACUGUCCUCUCCUCAUCCCAGUCAAAAUUAUUUGGAUUUUUGGCACGCCCAGUGGGACAACUCUACCUUUCAUCUCUCUUUCCGUCGAAUUCUCAAACGAUCAAUGGCUUCCUACAAAAUCAAUACUUCCAAUGCUGUGUCGAAAGCUACUGCUCUAGCCGCCACCGCCAAAGGAGUCGCUGCUACUACAUCAAGAACCUCAAGUGCUUCAAUGAAUGCUGGAGGGAUGACACGAAGUAUGGCUAAAAGAGUACUGUCAUUUUCCGAGGAUGCACAUCCGAAAAUCACAGAGCAAAACUCACUCUAUGAGGAAGACGAAAGCUUCAAGAGUACUUCCGCACCGGGCACCCCUCAAGAAGUUGCAACUCGUUCGACUGCAUCGAGUUAUGCCCCGGUAUGACCACGAACGCUUCAAACAUAGAAGACCAACUUGUUGCACUGGCCAAAGUUGUUGAAGGGAUGUCUCAACACAUGCAGCAACAAGACAAUGUCAUCGCAAAACUGCUUGCAAAAUUGGACAAGCCGGAACCAACCAACCAGAAUGCUUCGGAGGCCCAAAAUGAAGCAGAAACAUCCAUGGAUCAACGCCACGGUAAAGAAAAAAUGGCGGGGCCAAUGCCGUUUCAAGCAUCAUCUGACUCUUUCAUCCAUCUAUCCCAACUUGACGAGUAUAUCAAAGGAGCUCUCAAAAGGGAGUUUGAAGGAAGUUCAAGGCCAACAAAUAUGUAUGCCAAGCCUUACACUUCAAGGAUCGACGCCCUCAAGAUGCCGAUGGGAUAUCAACCACCAAAGUUCCAACAAUUUGAUGGCAAAGGCAACCCAAAGCAGCAUGUGGCACACUUCAUGGAAACAUGCAACAACGCUGGGACAUAUGGCGAUCUCUUGGUAAAGCAGUUCGUACGGUCAUUAAAAGGCAACGCCUUCGACUGGUAUAUCGACCUGGAGGCUGGUUCCAUCGACAGUUGGGAGCAGUUGGAGUACGAGUUCUUGAACCGGUUCUACAGCACAAAAAGGACCGUCAGUAUGACAGAACUCACAAAUACUCGUCAAUGGAAAGAUGAACCAGCAAUCGACUACAUCAACCGCUGGAGGAGUUUGAGCUUGAACUGCAAAGACCGGUUGUCUGAGGCCUCCGGUAUAGAGAUGUGCGUCCAAGGAAUGCACUGGGGGUUGAAAUACAUCCUGCAAGGGAUCCGACCCCACACUUUCGAAGAACUUGCUACCCGCGCUCAUGACAUGGAGUUAAGUAUGGCUUCAAGCGGGAUGCACGGACCACCAGUUCAAGAAUCUUCAAAAGCAAAAAGAUACGAAAGAUAUGAUGCCGCAAAGAAGGGGAACAACGCCCCUAUCAAGUCUUUUGGAAAAGAAGCCUUGGCCAUAAAAGCGACGACCAAAGCAUCUAUGAAGAUCCAAAGUAAAGAAAAGGAAGUUACAAGGAAAAGACAAUCAACUCAGACAGAAAGACCGCCAAGGCCAACCCUUAAAGAGUUGCAAUCCAAAACUUAUCCUUUCCUGGAUUCCGACGUCUCGGGAAUCUUUGACGAUCUACUCAGAGAAAACCUCAUUGAACUUCCGAAUUCAAAAAGACCGGAGGAAGCUGGAAAGGUUGAUGACCCAAGAUAUCGCAAAUACCAUCGUGUCGUAGGACAUCCCAUCCAUAAUUGUUUCAUCUUUAAAGACAAAGUCAUGGAGUUGGCUCAUGAAGGAAAGAUUACCCUUGAAGACGAUUCUGUUUCUGUUAAUGUCACUUCAAUCAUGUUCGGGUCUCUCGAAGUUGACAUAAAAGACAAAGAAUCAUAUUGUCUCACUACCGAGAAAGGUGGCAAGGCGAUCAGAGACAAAUCGAGUGAAGAAUGUGCCAUGAUAACUUUCACUGAUGAAGAUUUGGUGUUAGGAUCCAAACCCCAUAAUCGUCCAUUACUGGUCGUGGGUUAUAUCCAUGAACAAAGGAUUAACCGGAUAUUCUUAGACGGAGGAGCUGCAGUCAAUGUCCUUCCUCUAUACACAUUGCAAAAAUUGGGAAUAUCAGUAGAUCAGUUGUUCGAGAGUCGUAUGACAAUACAUGGAUACAAUCAAGAGGGGCAAAGAGCACUUGACACCAUAAGAUUGAGACUUUUAAUCGAUGAAAUGGAAACUAACCCUUUGUUCUACGUGAUAGACACAAAGACAUCUUUCAACGUUCUUUUGGGAAGACCAUGGAUACAUGAGAAUGGUGUAGUUCCAUCAACGUGGCACCAGUGCUUCAAAUACACUCAAAAUGGAGUGACAAAGAAAGUUCUCGGAGACACAAAGCCAUAUGCAGAAGCCGAGUCACACUUUGCGGACGCCAAAUAUUUCUCUACAGAAGCAAAAAAAUCCAAGGUACAUGAAGAUGUCAAAGCACCACAACCAAACUUGGGGGCAAAGUUAAGAGAUAAAGAAAAAACACCUGCCUCAGGAUCUGCAGACUCAUUAAUUGAGCCUCUGAAAGAUUUGACUCUUCCGAAGACCCCACUCAACCCAAUCUCCCCAUCACAUACAAGAAAUGGAAAAGAAGAAAAAAUAGAGGCUAUGCGAUUGCAAAAGGACAAAAGCUUUGGCCUAAAAGCCUACAGACUUCUCACAAAAGCUGGAUAUAAUCCAAAUGAGGAAUCACUGCUGGGAAAGUUACCACCACAGACAACCCAAGGUUCGAGGGCUGGUCUUGGGUACAUGCCACAAGCUCCCGUACGCAUCGCUAUCAAAAGGGCUGCAAAUCAUCAUAUCACCGAAAGCGAGACUUUGUCUUCCAAUUCACCUCAAAAGGGGAAGAAUGCAAGAGUAUCGGUUUUCGAGAGGCUAAAACCUUCUGUCUUCACAAGGUUAGGACCAAAGAUCAAUAAAGAGAAAAACAAGACGAAUUCCACAUCAACAAAAUAUGUGGAGAUGGAUGAAGAAAUCAAGAGCCGUUUUCCAUCCCGCAUGACGCGUUAA